Molecule: messenger RNA, 432 nt
Organism: Symbiodinium sp. CCMP2456
Lineage: Eukaryota; Dinophyceae; Suessiales; Symbiodiniaceae
Source: the annotation of a GenBank genome assembly
AUGUUCCCUUGGACCUUGUCCUUUACUCCCUUUGCUUGGCUCGGCAUGCCUGCACUUCAUGCGCUCGGCUAUAGUUCUGUCUUCGAAUAUGGGGCCGUGAUGGUGCUUGAGUUCCUGUUCUUCAUGCUGGUGUGCCCUGCAUCUGGGCACGCAGUGUAUCCGUGUCUGCUCUGGUGUGUCAAAUGCCUCGACAAGAGCCUCGACCGUGGCCGUUUGCAGACAGCCGUGGCCUUCGGCGGCGGAUUGCUGCUGUUCAGCUUAUCGCAGCUUGAGGCAUCUUUCUUCUACUCAUCGCUGGAGAGCUUUAUGUUGACCCAGCACCCAGCUUUCCUGGGCUUCUGCGUUCUCGCUGUCGUUCUUGCCAUGUUCCAACACUACAUGCUCUUCGGCGCCGGGUGGCCUCAAAGAUCCAGCAGAGAGGUUGGGAUGUAG